Messenger RNA from Brassica napus (rape), 1052 nucleotides. RefSeq names its product proline-rich receptor-like protein kinase PERK9. The record is from RefSeq and is a predicted model, not a curated record. The transcript has a single exon. Lineage: Eukaryota; Viridiplantae; Streptophyta; Magnoliopsida; Brassicales; Brassicaceae. Bases 321 to 863 code for a protein of 180 amino acids.
CCCCCCCCCCCCAAAUUUCUCCCUAAUCUCUAUCUCUCUUCUCUCACUUCCCCAGAUUUAGCCCUAAGCCGUUACUUCUCUCUCUCUCUCUCUCUGCAUAUUCCCGGAAAAAAAUUACCAAAGUUUUCGUUGUAUGGUCAAUUGUUCUUCAAUAGACCUUCCUUGCUUCUCUCUUUCCUCCAGAAACACCAAAUCGGCGUCUCCCUUCCGUGUUGACCAGAUCGGACGAAGCGAAUUCCACCAUGCGCUGAGAGAGGCCAAAGGAAGAAGAACUUCUCUUGGAUCCAAGUCAAUCUGGUGGGUGGGUGGGUGGGUGAUAAAUGGGGUUUUUGAAUAUCGUUUUACUCGUGGCCAUGAUUCUCAGUUUCCAUGCCUUCCUCCUUGCUCAAUCGCAACAGCAAGAUCAAGAUCAAGAUCAAGAUCGACGCCAAUCUCAAUCCUCUCCGCCUUCAUUUUGGCAGUCGCAAUCUCCUCCUCCUCCACCGACUCCUCAGUUCAAUACCCCUCCUCCGCCUCAAUCCACCGUUGGCAUUUUGUCUCCUCCGCCUCCACCCUCACCCUCACCUCCUCCUCCUCCGCCGCCUCCACCAUCGCCAUCACCUCCUCCUAAUUCUCCGCCGCCGCCUCCUCCGAAUGAGCUAGCUUCUCCCCCGCAGUCUCGUAGAAACAAACCACGGAGGUUACGGCCGCCACCUCCUCCGCCUGUACGGACCUUCAAGCAGUCGGAGAAAAGCAGCGGGUUAAACACCGGGAAGAUCGUGGGUCUGGUGUUCGCUGGGAUCGCAGCAUUGCUGCAGAUUUGCGUCGUUGCCUUCUUGGUUUUCAAGAGAAAUCAGCUGUUGAGGAUGACUCGUACUUAUUGAUUUGGGGGAGAAUAUAUAUAUAUAUAUAUAUCUAUAUAUCUAUUUAAUUGAAUUUUCAUUCAUUGCCUGGAAAAAAAACACUCACUUUUUGAGACACGAUCAACGACGAUACUUUCUUGGAUCAUGAACAUCUUCCUCUGUAAAUGAUGGCCUCAUUCUUUUUCUUUCUAUUCUAUCUUUUUCUCUGAA